Messenger RNA from Capsicum annuum, 351 nucleotides. RefSeq names its product protein SUPPRESSOR OF K(+) TRANSPORT GROWTH DEFECT 1. Gene Ontology annotation, molecular function: ATP hydrolysis activity. The transcript has a single exon. The record is from RefSeq and is a predicted model, not a curated record. NCBI's taxonomy places the organism in Eukaryota, Viridiplantae, Streptophyta, Magnoliopsida, Solanales, Solanaceae. Gene Ontology annotation, biological process: vacuole organization; endosomal transport.
AUGAAUGUUUUGGAGUAUUUUAAAACUCAUGUGUAGUAUGAGAAGAAUCCAAAAAUUAAGGAAGCAAUUAUCCAAAAGUUUGUGGAGUAUUUGAGGAGGGCUGAGGAGAUUCGUGCUGUUCUAGAUGAGGUAGGCGGUGGGCCAACGUCCAAUGGAGAUGGUGCUGUUGCAUCGCGGACAACGUCAAAGCCAAAGAAUGGAGGUGGAGAGGGUGAUGAUUCAGAGAAUGUGAGGUUAAGAGCUGGAGUUAAUUCCGCUAUUAUAAGGGAAAAGCCUAACGUGAAAUGGAACGAUGUAGCAGGACUUGAGAGUGCCAAGCAGGCAUUGCAGGAGGCUGUUAACCUUCCUUGA